Saccharomyces kudriavzevii IFO 1802 is the source of this 1044-nucleotide messenger RNA. RefSeq names its product translation initiation factor eIF3 subunit i (gene TIF34). The record is from RefSeq and is a predicted model, not a curated record. Gene Ontology annotation, molecular function: protein binding; RNA binding; translation initiation factor activity. The coding region runs from base 1 to 1044 and encodes 347 amino acids. Gene Ontology annotation, biological process: cytoplasmic translational initiation. Gene Ontology annotation, cellular component: eukaryotic translation initiation factor 3 complex, eIF3m; cytoplasm. Lineage: Eukaryota; Fungi; Ascomycota; Saccharomycetes; Saccharomycetales; Saccharomycetaceae. The transcript has a single exon.
AUGAAGGCUAUCAAAUUGACUGGUCACGAACGUCCAUUAACUCAGGUGAAGUACAACAAAGAGGGUGAUUUAUUAUUUUCAUGUUCGAAAGAUAGUUCAGCCAGUAUUUGGUACUCGCUAAAUGGUGAGAGAUUAGGUACUUUGGAUGGUCACACAGGUACUAUCUGGUCCAUCGAUGUCGACCGCUUCACCAAGUACUGCGUUACGGGAAGUGCCGAUUACAGUAUCAAAUUGUGGGACGUAUCAAGCGGGCAAUGUAUCGCCACAUGGAAAUCGCCUGUUCCUGUGAAGAGAGUCGAAUUCUCCCCAUGCGGUAACUAUUUCCUUGCUAUUUUGGACAACGUCAUGAAAAACCCAGGUUCCAUCAACAUAUACCAAAUCGAAAGGGACUCCACCACUCAUGAAUUAACAAAGGUCUCCGAAGAUCCAAUUCAUGCGAUUAUCACUCAUGAAGGCUUAGACGCUGCCACUGUGGCGGGAUGGUCCACUAAGGGUGCCUACAUCGUUGCAGGCCAUAAAGACGGUAAGAUCAGUAAAUACGAUGUGAAUAACAAUUACGAAUACGUGGAUUCCAUCGAUUUGCACGAAAAAUCCAUCAGUGACAUGCAAUUUUCUCCAGAUUUAACAUACUUCAUUACAUCAUCCAGAGAUACCAGCUCAUUCUUGGUCGAUGUGUCCACUUUACAAGUCCUCAAAAAAUACGAAACAGACUGUCCACUAAACACCGCCGUCAUCACCCCAUUGAAGGAAUUCAUUAUUCUAGGUGGUGGUCAAGAAGCCAAGGACGUUACCACCACCAGCGCCAACGAAGGUAAGUUCGAAGCCAGAUUUUACCACAAGAUUUUCGAAGAAGAGAUCGGAAGAGUACAAGGCCAUUUCGGUCCCUUGAACACCGUCGCCAUCAGCCCACAGGGUACAAGUUACGCCUCCGGUGGUGAAGAUGGGUUCAUACGUCUACAUCAUUUCGAAAAAUCUUACUUUGAUUUCAAGUACGACGUAGAAAAGGCUGCUGAAGCCAAGGAACACAUGCAGGAAGCUAAUUGA